This is a messenger RNA of Lemur catta (Ring-tailed lemur), 4515 nucleotides long. RefSeq names its product antizyme inhibitor 1 (gene AZIN1). The record is from RefSeq and is a predicted model, not a curated record. Gene Ontology annotation, cellular component: cytoplasm. Gene Ontology annotation, molecular function: ornithine decarboxylase activator activity; ornithine decarboxylase activity. Lineage: Eukaryota; Metazoa; Chordata; Mammalia; Primates; Lemuridae. Gene Ontology annotation, biological process: negative regulation of protein catabolic process; positive regulation of polyamine transmembrane transport. Bases 951 to 2297 code for a protein of 448 amino acids. The transcript is spliced from 14 exons.
UCCGUCUCCCCGGGCGGCAGCCGGGCUCCGCCCCGCUCGCGCGGCUGCCUGGCCGGCUGUGACGUCACAGGGCCCCGCCCCUUGCUAUAAAUACUGGCGUCGCCGGCACCACCUUCCCACACUGUCUGGCUCUCCUCGGGGCUGCACUGUUUCCUUUUUUUCCCCCCUUCUGCUGUCGCCUUCUUUGCCUCUUCUCAUUCUUUCUCGCUCUGCUACUCUGCGGUGUGACGAGGCCGAAUCCUCUCCCCACCCAGCCCGCGCCUUUCUUCUUUUGCCCGCGCUGUUCUAUUUCUCUCCUCCGGCCGCCGCCGCCACUGCUGCACAGCUGGUGUCGGUGCCGCGCUUUUCCCCCCACGUCGUUCCCGCAGCCUAUGGCCCAGGCCGCCUUGGGUAUUUCUGCUCAAGGUAACCACAUCCCUCUUUAAAAAUUCCGCCGAAAAAGAGAAGACGCUUUACCCGACUCUUUGGGCCGUUAUCUCACGGCGAACUUUCUGACCAAGUAUACAACUACCCAGAGGGCCUAGGAGAAGUGCUGUAUAGAGAGCAGUUUGACUUCAACGCUGAGCCACCUUGGGAACCUAGCUGAUGAUAGGGGGGUUCCAUCUCCCAACUUGUCCAUGUAGAAUGCAGAGGGGACUUCAACAGCAUUAUCUGUUUUUAAAGCUGUGAGCUGAGCGCUAAUUCAUCAAACGCAUAUGUAAGAAUAAAGGGAGGUCUCCACUUCAGAAAUCCAAGACUCAUAUUCAUCCAGCUUGGUGUCAAGUGGGCUGUUGCUGCCAGAAUUAUCUUGUGAUUAUUUGAGAGAUGUAUCAGUUUCUUCUGAAGUACAAUCAACUGUAGAAGCCUUUGUAGCAGUUUGUUGCAUAUUCUAAGGACCCAGACAUAGGCUUGGUGGCCCGUCUCUUGUUUUUCCUGGUUUAUGACUUUCGGCUUUGUGGAAUACGGCUGAGAUGAAAGGAUUUAUUGAUGAUGCAAACUACUCCGUUGGCCUGUUGGAUGAAGGAACAAACCUUGGAAAUGUUAUUGAUAACUAUGUUUAUGAACAUACCCUGACAGGAAAAAAUGCAUUUUUUGUGGGAGAUCUUGGAAAAAUUGUGAAGAAACACAGUCAGUGGCAGAAUGUAGUGGCUCAGAUAAAGCCAUUCUACACAGUGAAAUGCAACUCUGCUCCAGCUGUACUUGAGAUUUUGGCAGCCCUUGGAACUGGAUUUGCUUGUUCCAAUAAAAAUGAAAUGGCUUUAGUGCAAGAAUUGGGUGUAUCUCCAGAAAAUAUUAUUUACAUAAGUCCCUGCAAGCAAGUGUCUCAGAUAAAGUAUGCAGCGAAGGUUGGAGUGAAUAUCAUGACAUGUGACAAUGAAAUUGAAUUGAAGAAGAUUGCACGUAACCACCCAAAUGCCAAGGUCUUACUACAUAUUGCAACAGAAGAUAAUAUUGGAGGCGAAGAGGGUAACAUGAAGUUUGGUACUACACUGAAGAACUGUAGGCAUCUCUUGGAAUGUGCCAAGGAACUUGAUGUCCAAAUAAUUGGGGUUAAAUUUCAUGUUUCAAGUGCUUGCAAAGAGUCUCAAGCAUAUGUUCAUGCUCUGUCUGAUGCUCGAUGUGUGUUUGACAUGGCUGGAGAAUUUGGCUUUACAAUGAACAUGUUAGACAUUGGUGGAGGCUUCACAGGAACCGAAUUUCAAUUGGAAGAGGUUAAUCAUGUUAUCAGCCCUCUGUUGGAUAUCUACUUUCCUGAAGGAUCUGGCAUUAAGAUAAUUUCAGAACCUGGAAGCUACUAUGUGUCUUCUGCAUUUACACUUGCAGUUAAUAUCAUAGCAAAGAAAGUUGUUGAAAAUGAUAAAUUUUCCUCUGGAGUAGAAAAAACCGGAAGUGAUGAACCAGCCUUCAUGUAUUAUAUGAAUGAUGGUGUUUAUGGUUCUUUUGCAAGUAAACUGUCUGAGGACUUAAAUACCAUUCCAGAGGUUCACAAGAAAUACAAGGAAGAUGAGCCUCUGUUUACAAGCAGCCUUUGGGGUCCAUCCUGUGAUGAGCUUGAUCAAAUUGUGGAAAGCUGUCUUCUUCCUGAGCUGAAUGUGGGAGAUUGGCUUAUCUUUGAAAACAUGGGAGCAGAUUCUUUCCAUGAACCAUCUGCUUUUAAUGAUUUUCAAAGGCCAGCUGUUUAUUACAUGAUGUCAUUCAGUGAUUGGUAUGAGAUGCAAGAUGCUGGAGUUACUUCAGACACAAUGAUGAAGAACUUCUUCUUUGUGCCUUCUUGCAUUCAGCUGAGCCAAGAAGACAGCUUUUCCACUGAAGCUUAAACAGGCAUUAACGCUUCUUUAGAUCUGAAGUUGCAGGUUAAGUUUGUCUGGUCAACAUUCCAGUGUGGAAAAAAUUCAAACAAUCUUACUCUGUUAAUUCUCUUGGAAUCAGAACUGUUAAUAAUAGCUAUUUGGGACCAGACAAAAUCAGCUUUCAUCUAUAAUUCAUUGGGGGUAAUGGGAGAUUUAGAUAAUGUAUCCAGAUUUAAACUUAACAGUUUGUCCUACCCCUUAAGCGUUUAAAAUAAAAUAUGCAACAAAAUGGAUGACUUAGUGGAGAUGGAAGCCCAUUAAUUGGGUUCCCCAUUAAACCGUUUACAUACAAGUACACAGUUUUUAUACUAAGGAUUCGUGUUAAAAAGUCUUGUAAAGUUAAUGUCUUUCACCCAGAUAUAUCAAAUUUUGUCAGUGGAAGACCAGUGUGACUUCAUUAGAUAUGUUUAGUGUAUUUAGAAUGUGUAAAUUUGUGCUUUGAACUGUAGUUUAAUAAAUGUAAAAUUGCAUCAUAGUAUUUGUUGUAUUUGACCUAAUGUAACCCUUGUAUGAUUGCAAUAAAAUUUUGUGUAGAUUUUACUGUUUUUUCAGGCUAAAACUUUGGGAAAGGGGCUAGCUAGCAAAGGUAGGUUUGAAAUAGAUGUGUAUUUGGACUGUUUUGAAGGUUAUUUUUCUUUAUAGCCCAUUUAAGUUUAGUUUGGCUCAGUGCAUUUUUCAGUUAUUUAAUUAGUAAUUUAAGUAAAGUGUUUGGUAAAUCAUUGUGAAGUUCAGAUUCAUUAUGGAGAGUUGAUGUGCAGUAAGCAUGAUGUUUAACAAUUUUAACACCAAAAAUGUUAAUCCUGCAUAAACCAAUUGUAAUAAUUAGUAGGUGUUUCUGUAUAGAUAGAUGCGUAGAGUACCUUAGUAAAUCUUUGAAUCACAAAUCUUUCGGCUGAAAUGGAAGAUUCUAUUAAAUACUUUGAAGAAACUUGGGGGAGGGAAAUAAAAUUGCAGAAAACUGCAGAGCACUAAAACUUAAGAGAAGGGCUACAUGUUUAUUCAGAAACCUGAUGCUCUUUUGCACGGAAUAUUUAAAUUCAGAGUUGAGGGUUUGGGGUGAAGCACACUUAUUUUCUUCAAUUUCUCAAUUGCAGUGAUUUCAAAUUUUGGUCUUUAUGGUUGGUUUGAACAAUUCCCUUAGUUUCUUUUUCCAAUUUGUUCAGCUUAAUAAUUUUAAUUCUUUUCAUACUAAAAUUUUAUGGUGGUUGGGGAAGGGAGUUAGCAUCACUAACCUGACAAUUGUUGCCAGGAAUUUGCUUUGUUCACUGCUAGUAUAUUAGUAAUCCUAGAUCUCAGAAUCACAAUAGUAAUAAAAUAAACACAGGGGUCAUUUUUUUCCUAACUUACUCUAUGUUCAGAUGUGGAAUUUCUGUCUCCCAAGAGGAAAUGUGACUUCACUUUGGUGCCAAUGGACAGAAAAUUCUACCUGUGCUACAUAGGAGAAGUUUGGAAUGCACUUAAUAACUGGUUUUUAACACCUUGAUUUCAAGGUGGAAAGAAAUUGAUCAUGAAUCUCUAGUAAAUUUUAAUCUCUUAAACCAGUAGGUGCUUAAUAUUUUGUUGAUUUGAUUAAUGCCCAUUUGAAUUUCAUGGGUUCUAUUAAUUAAAAAAGUUCAGGAUCCCAAUCCAUUGUCAUCUAAUUGCCCUUGGACUUUUCCAAGGUAUACUGUGGGAUUUUAUGCAAAAUUCCAAGCUACCAUGCAACUUUUUUUUAAAACCGUACAAGGAGGAGGAAUUGUUUCCUACCUUCUUUACAUGUUGUGCGUUGUUGUGGUCCAGAAAUGCCAAACCUUUUAAAAGAUGGUGCAACUUUGAGUCCUUGGCUUAACUAUACAGCCUUGAACUUCGUGGCAUAUCAGUUUUGCCAUAUCCAUAGGAGAGCUGUUCUAUGUGAAACAGCUCAAGAGUUGCAAAUAUCACAUGUGAAUAAUAUGGUAACUUUAAGACAUGUCUGUAUUGUAUAUGAAGACUGUUUGCCAUAAAUCUGAAGUUUGAACCUAUGUAUUUCAAUUUGGUAUGCUAAAAAAAUACUGAAUUAAUGUAAAUUUUUUUGUUACAAUAUUGUAAUCUCAGUUCAAAAUUUAACUGAAAAUAUAAAACCCAAAUGAUUUCUAUAUAGUAAAUUGAACUGUAAAGGUAACUCGUGUGUGAUUCUGAAUACAUAGAUAAAAUGUUUGUAUUCCUC